AUGGCCAUCAUCGAUUCUGAACUCGAGCUCGCUGAGACGGAUGCCGUGCCCCAUUCUCCUGAUGGCCGCAAGGAAGAGCUAGGAUCGUCCAAUGAGAAAGAGAGGCCUUCAUCGUCAGGUACCAGCUCGACAGCUUCCAGCAGCUCUGUCGAUUAUAACCCGCAGUUUCACGCGCUUCAUUCGCAAAACACCGAAGUCGACCUGGAGCGUCAUCAGACAAGAACAUCUGAUGUAGUGAGCCGAAUUCAUACCCAACGGCUGCAACAUGCGCAUACUGUCGGUGAGAGUGUCAAGUCGCGGAGUUCCAAAGGCCCAUUGCCAGCCUUUGGCGGGGGCAAGCCAUACCCACCACCUUUGCCUAAUCGCGAAGAAUAUGUCGUCGAAUUCGAUGGGCCAGAUGAUCCGUUAUAUCCCCAGAAUUGGCCUUUGAAAAGAAAGAUUUACAUCAGCGCUAUGCUCGCCUUUACAAGUAUCUGCUCUACCUUCGACUCCGCCAUUUUUAGCGCUUCGACCAGCGGUGUUGCGAAAGUAUUCGGUGUCAGCGUGGAAGUGGCUACUCUCUCCAGUUCGCUUUAUAUCAUCGGCUACGCUUCCGGGCCCUUGAUCUGGGCCCCAUUGUCAGAACUCAAAGGUCGUCGCCUGCCGAUCGUCAUUGCCAUGUUAGGAUUUGGAAUAUUCAAUACCGCAGUCGCCGUCGCCAAGGAUCUCCAGACGCUCAUGAUAUGUCGCUUCUUCUCGGGUAUCUUUGGCAGUUCUCCCUUGGCCGUUGUGGCUGCUAUCUUCUCCGACAUGUACAACAACCGCACCCGCGGAGUCGCCAUCACCAUGUUCUCCAACACCGUGUUCUUGGGACCCCUCCUGGCGCCGUUUAUUGGUGGAUUUAUCAACGCGUCGUAUCUGGGCUGGCGCUGGACAGCCUGGGUCCCAGCAUUUAUGGGCUACGCCGCGUUCGUGAUGAACACAUUCUUCCUAAAGGAGUCCUACCCACCCGUCAUCUUGGUUGAAAAAGCCGCCGAACUACGCUGCCGCACCAAGAACUGGGGCAUCCACGCAAAGCAGGAAGAAAUCGAAGUCGAUCUCCGCGAGUUGGUCGUGAACAAUUUCUCCCGCCCCAUUCGCCUGCUCAUCAACGAGCCCUUAAUCCUCGCUGUGACCGUGUACAUGAGUUUCAUCUACGGUCUCCUCUACUGUUUCCUGACAGCAUACACGCUCGUCUUCCAGGGCGUCUACGGCAUGGCGCCCGGUGUCGCCGGACUACCCUUGUUCGGCAUGGUUGUCGGUCUCUGCUUCGCGGCCCUGUACAUGAUCAUCUCCAGCAAAGGAUACAAUGAAAAGCUCGAUAGAAACGGGGGCAUCCCUGUCCCCGAGUGGCGUCUCCCGCCGGUGAUUGUCGGGGGUGCUUUGUUCGCUGGUGGUCUCUUCUGGUUCGGAUGGACGGGCUUCACGAGCAGCAUCCACUGGAUCGUGCCUACGCUGAGUGGCCUCUUCACCGGCGCCGGACUGUUGAUCAUUUUCAUCCAGCUGUUCAACUAUCUAAUUGACACCUACCUUCUCUUUGCCGCAUCCGCAAUCGCAGCAAACACCUUCUGCCGAUCCUGCGUAGCAGCAGGCUUCCCCCUCUUCUCGCGCCAAAUGUUCAACAACAUGGGCAUCCAAUGGGCCGGUACAUUACUCGGUUGCAUUGCUGUAAUCCUCGUUCCCAUUCCUCUGAUUUUCUGGCUUUACGGCAAGCAAUUGAGGAUGAAGAGCAAGUUUGCGCCUAUCUAUGAGAAGCCUCAGACUCAGACGGAUGAGGCUGAGAAUUGA
Aspergillus wentii DTO 134E9 is the source of this 1806-nucleotide messenger RNA. Its product is annotated as MFS transporter. Gene Ontology annotation, molecular function: transmembrane transporter activity. Lineage: Eukaryota; Fungi; Ascomycota; Eurotiomycetes; Eurotiales; Aspergillaceae. The record is from RefSeq and is a predicted model, not a curated record. Bases 1 to 1806 code for a protein of 601 amino acids. Gene Ontology annotation, biological process: transmembrane transport. The transcript has 3 exons.